Centropristis striata (black sea bass) is the source of this 2397-nucleotide messenger RNA. Its product is annotated as integrin beta-1-like. NCBI's taxonomy places the organism in Eukaryota, Metazoa, Chordata, Actinopteri, Perciformes, Serranidae. The record is from RefSeq and is a predicted model, not a curated record. Gene Ontology annotation, molecular function: integrin binding. The transcript has 6 exons. Bases 134 to 1234 code for a protein of 366 amino acids. Gene Ontology annotation, biological process: cell migration; cell-matrix adhesion; cell adhesion mediated by integrin. Gene Ontology annotation, cellular component: cell surface; integrin complex; focal adhesion.
CAGGAAAGUGAUGGGAUUCUAUAUCUAAAGGUCUCAAGCUGCAUUCACACUGAAGCUUGUCAGUUUGACAGUGUGCAGGCAAAAAAAAGCCCCAAAACGCAGCUACGGAACAGAAACCUUUCACUACAUCAGGAUGUCUGUGAAGCUGCUGGGUCUCUGCCUGCUGCUGGUUCUGUUGUGUCCCAGCUGGGCAGAUAAACAAACGUGUCUCCGAUCCUCCUCUAGCUGUGAUGAGUGCAUCCAGUCUGGCCCGGAGUGUGCUUGGUGCACCGGCGUGUACUCUAACGUCCACUGUGAUACCUUGAAGAGGCUGCGGAGAGCAGGCUGUCGUAAAACUGACUUAUAUAACCCUCAGGGCAGGGUGCACGUUGUCAGGAAUCAAGCAAUAGAUGCCAAGGCCGUGUUGCUCCAGCCCCAAGAGAUCUCCCUACAUCUGAGACCGGGGGUGGGCGAGUGCUUUUCUCUCAGCAUCACCAAGCCUACAGACCAGCCUAUCACAGAGCUGACCAUGGACACCAGCCCUGUGCCAGCAGGAGUCAACAUCACAUUCAGUAGCAUCAUGGAUGAAAACCCUCUGGUCGUACAGGUGGAUGUUGAGGCUGCCCAGUGUCCCACUGACAGUGACGACUCAAACCAGAAGCAGAACAGGACCGGGCCCUGGUCGGUCCACAUCACACCCAGAGGCUUUUCACAGAGUGUGAAGUUAGAGAUAACUCUGGAGUGUCAGUGUGACUGCACAAGAAACCGUGAGGAAAACAGCCCUAGCUGCUCUGGGCAUGGGGCUCUUGUGUGUGGCCAAUGCGAGUGCAACAAGACUUAUAGUGGACUGCAGUGCCAGACGGUUACGGAUUAUUUUUCUGCACCAAAUGAAGACUUGUGCCGCUCAGGCCCAAAUGACCCUGUGUGCAGCGGUAGGGGAGAAUGUGUGGAGGGAUUCUGUGAGUGUGAGAGACAAAUAAACCCAGCAGAAAGAUACAGUGGAAGAUUCUGCGAGUGCAGCAACUUUGACUGUCCAUACCACAACAAAAGGCCAUGUGGAGACCAUGGGAGUUGUGAAUGUGGACGCUGUGUUUGUGAUGACAACUGGACCGGGGAAGACUGCAGCUGCACAAUGGAAACCAGUUCCUGUAUGGCAAUAAACGGGAACCUGUGUAAUGGUAGAGGGUUAUGUCAAUGCGGAAUAUGUAAAUGUGAGGGACCAUACAUGGGCCCGACCUGUGAGAUCCUGAGUUGAGACAGGAGCAAAGAAGGACAGGUGUGAUCAGGAGUGCGGCAACCUCAGCGUGACAACGGUGGAGACCAGAGAUCAUCUCCCUUAACCCAGUACAACUAGUUCAAUAUGUAAAGAGAGGAGCUCUGAUGAUGACUGCUUCUUCUACUACACCGUGCUCAGGAUGUCCUCUAGAGCAGUAGUUCUCAACCUUUUUGAGUCGCGACCCCCAAUUUAACAUGCAUGUUGUCUCACUGAACAGAAUCUCACUCGCACAGUUCAGAUCAUACAAACUCAGUUGAUACGACGCAUUUUGGACAAAUAAUGAAGCAGACAACAACUAAAGCAUCUCUCUGUCUGUGCAUUUAUAUAUGUUUUUAUAUUCUAUUGUUACUUUUAAUCCUUUGCUAUAAGCUUAAAGGUCCAUUCUGACCUCCCGAGUGUGAAACAGUCAGCUUCAAGCCAGAGACUCCUUGGAAAGUAACAACUUGCUACUUUGGGAUUUGUCAGAAAAGACACAAAAUUACCCAAAAAAGAAUCAAAUUGACCACAAAAUGACCAAAAAAAAGACACAAAAUGACCAAAGAAUUACAUCAAAUUAAGCAAAAAAGGAAUCAAAUUGACCACAAAAUGACAAAAAAUGACCACAAAAAGACACAAAUUGACCAAAAAAGACACAAAAUUACCAAAAUAAAUACACAAAAUAGCCCAAAAAGAAACAAAAUUACCCCAAAAGACACAAAAUGACAAAAAAAGACACAAAAUGACCAACAAAAGACACAAAAUGACCAAAAAACCUACGAAAUGACCAAAAAAAGACAUUAAAUGACCAAAAAUACUAAAACACAUUAACCCAUGAACACUUUAACACAGUGGAGACAGAGCUGACUUCCAAAAAUGAUUUGGCGACCCCCAGAAAUCAUCUCGCGACCCCAACUGGGGUCCGGACCCCAAGGUUGAGAAUGGCUGCUCUGGAGUGGAGCUGACUGUGGUGCGGGUUAAGGAUUGUACUUUGUUUCCAAGCAGCAGUUUGGGAUGAAAAGUGUCCCAAUCAAGAGCAUUUUAUGCUGCUGCAAGUCAGCUUCAUGCAAUGAGUUUUAGUUGUUGUUUUUUUCUUCUAAAUCCUACGUUUGUUUUAAUUAUCGUAAGAAAAUUGGUCAAUAAAAUGAUUACCCUCACUCAACCAG